GAAGUGGCCGGGGGCGUGGCGGUGGGCUGAGGCGGGGGCGGAUGAGCGGGCGGCGGGGGCCGCUGCGCGGGGGGCAGCGCCCCGCGGGAGGCCGACAGUACCCCAAGUGUGACCAUAAAAUAUGAUUCUUCGCCUGCCGCACCAAACUUCUUAAGUACUUCUUUUGCCAUUUGGUCACCUGGCAUCAACUACAAUGCAACAAGCUUUAGAACUGGCAUUGGAUCGUGCAGAGUAUAUCAUUGAAAGUGCCCGUCAGAGACCUCCCAAACGAAAAUAUUUAUCCAGUGGAAGAAAAUCUGUAUUUCAAAAACUCUAUGAUUUAUAUAUAGAAGAAUGUGAAAAAGAGCCUGAGAUAAAGUGUGCAGCAUUCCUGUACUUGAAAGUUGAAAAAAGUAAAAAUCAAAACAAUAAUUUUGGAAGCAGUCUUAAACACAAAUGUGGAAACAGACCUGGUCUGUGGACUGGAAGGAUCUAUGCUCGGCAGAAGCUGAGGCGAAAUGUGAAUUUACUUGAGAAGCUGGUUAUGCAGGAGACGUUGUCAUGUCUGGUAGUGAACCUCUAUCCAGGAAAUGAGGGUUAUUCACUUAUGCUCAGGGGAAAAAAUGGUUCAGAUUCUGAGACCAUUCGGCUGCCUUAUGAGGAAGGAGAGCUGCUUGAAUAUUUGGAUGCAGAGGAGCUGCCACCUAUUUUGGUUGAUCUUUUAGAAAAAUCUCAGGUUAAUAUAUUUCAUUGUGGAUGUGUCAUAGCAGAAAUACGUGACUAUAGGCAGUCUGGUAACAUGAAAUCUCCAACGUACCAAAGCAAGCACAUUCUUUUGCGUCCUACAAUGCAAACUUUAAUUUGUGAUGUGCAUUCUAUAACAAGUGACAACCACAAAUGGACACAGGAGGACAAACUCCUACUUGAGAGCCAACUUAUUUUGGCUACAGCAGAGCCUUUGUGUCUUGAUCCUUCAAUAGCAGUGACCUGUACUACAAACAGACUCCUGUACAACAAGCAGAAGAUGAAUACUCGCCCAAUGAAACGGUGCUUCAAAAGGUACUCACGGUCAUCUCUGAACAGACAGCAGGAAGUAGCUCACUAUUCAACUCCACCUCAGCUCAGACUACUUGACUACUUACAGAAAAGAAAGGAGAGGAAAGGAGCCCAGCAGUAUGACCUCAAAAUUUCUAAAGCUGGAAAUUGCGUAGAUAUGUGGAAACAGAACCCUUGCUAUUUGACUGCACCUUCUGAAGUGGAUGUGGAAAAAUAUGCCAAAGUGGAAAAGUCUAUCAAGCCUGAUGACUCACAACCAACUGUCUGGCCAGCCCAUGAAAUAAAAGAUGAUUAUGUGUUUGAAUGUGAAGUUGGUAAUCAGCUUCAAAAAACAAAACUGACCAUUUUUCAGACUCUUGGCAAUCCCUUGUACUAUGGUAAAAUACAGACACUCAAAGGUGAUGAGGAAAAUGACAACCUAUUAAGUCCAUCACAGUUCCUUAUUGGCUCAAAGACUGAUGCUGAAAGAGUGGUGAACCAGUAUCAGGAAUUGGUGCAAAAUGAAGCAAAAUGUCCUGUGAAAAUGUUUCAUAAUUCAGGUGGAUCAGUCAAUCUUAGUCAUCUUUCUCCAGGGAAGGAAAUGGAACAGCCAGAAAGUAUAUCAGGCUCUGUUCAGUCUUCAGUAUUGGGGAAAGGUGUAAAACACCGACCUCCUCCCAUCAAAUUACCUUCAAGUUCAGGAAGUAGCUCUUCAGGUAAUAUUUUUAGUCCGCAACAGUCAAGUGGCCAUCUAAAAUCCCCAACUCCUCCUCCUCUUCCUUCUAAGCCUCCUGGUCUUUCUCGGAAACAAUCUAUGGAUCUUAAUGCAGUUAGCAUGCUCUCUCCAGCUGCCAUGUCUCCUGCGAGCUCUUCACAAAGGUCUGGAACUCCUAAACCAUCUACUCCUACUCCAACCAACACCCCUUCAUCGACCCCACACCCUCCUGAUGCUCAGAGCUCAACUCCUAUUACCCCUUCUGCCACCCCUACUCCCCAAGAUUCAGGCUUCACCCCUCAGCCCACUUUGUUAACCCCAUUUGCUCAGCAGCAAAUGUCUCUGAGCCAGGCAUUGCCUGUAAUGACCAUUCCUCUUUCCACCAUGGUAACAUCCAUUACUACAGGAACAACCUCCACCCAGGUCAUGGCAAACCCUGCAGGACUUAACUUCAUCAAUGUAGUGGGCUCUGUGUGUGGAGCACAGACACUGAUGAGUGGUUCAAACCCUAUGUUGGGGUGCAACACUGGUGCCAUAGCCCCUGCAGGUAUAAAUCUGGGUGGCAUUAUACCAUCAGGAGGUCUGGUACCAAGUGCGCUGCCCGCUGCAAUGCAGUCUGCCUCUCAAGCAGGCAGCCCCUUUGGUUUGAAAAAUGCAUCAAAUCUUCGGCCCUUAAAUCUUCUACAGGGGUCUGACCAAGGUCCAGCCAAUCAAGACCAGUCAUUAUCUGCCCAACAAGCUGCUGUAAUUAACCUGACUGGAGUAGGGAAUUUUAUGCAACCUCAAGCCACAGUGUUGUCUCAGCUUGGCUCUGCCAUGAACAGACCUGGGCAAAGCCUUCCUCAGCAGAGACUCCAGCUCUCUUCUGCCUUACAACAGCAGCAACAACAAGCCUUGCAGCAGCAGCAGCAACAGAUACAAGUAAUCCAGCAACUUCACCCUGACUGUGUUUAAAAAAUAAAAUUUAAAAAAACUUAAAAAUACAAUUCUCAGCUCCAAAACCAAAAAUCUUGCACCUUUGACUUUUUUUAAACUGUCUUUAUGGUCUCAUAAAUGAAAAACACAUGAGGUUUGGCAAACUGUAUCAUGGAACAUUUGAAAUCUGUUGUUCCCUCAGCUUGGAGCACUGAAUUUAUUUUUAUUCAUUUAAGCCAUCCCCCUUCCUGAUUUGCUGACAUUCAAGGAGUGCUUGUGGCACACACCUAAAUCAGGUCUGCCAGGUGCCAGUGGAUUUCAAAACAGCAUGAAUGUAAGCACCUGUAAGUUCAGCUGUAGCAUUGCUACAUGGAGGCAACAGCUCUGGCAAAGCAUUCCUGUAGCAUUCUGUCAUUCAGAUGCUUUAUGGAAAUAUUUUAAUAUUUUUUUAGCACACAGUCUCCUCUUCGUGAUAUGUACAGAAAAUACACACACUGAGAAGGUAUUAUGUUAAAUGUGUACUAUGUAACCCAAACAUUCACUGAAGUUGCUGAGUUACUGCAGUUACUGCAAUGGAGAGAAAGGGCAAAGAAACAAAGCUGUCCACAUACAUGUGUAAAACAUUAGAUAUGCCCUCAGCAGGCUUCUGUGCCACUGGUGCUGCUUGACUGUAGUCAUUGCCCCAGUAUGUGGUGUUUUCCUUUCAUCAACCUGGUGCUUCCUCAUUUUUUUUUCCCCUUUUCAUUUUUCCCCCCACCUUCCUCUCAUUCUUCCUGAUGUGAAACACAGCUUUAUAGUCAACACUAACAAGCUUUUUCUC
Phalacrocorax carbo (great cormorant) is the source of this 3464-nucleotide messenger RNA. The record is from RefSeq and is a predicted model, not a curated record. Lineage: Eukaryota; Metazoa; Chordata; Aves; Suliformes; Phalacrocoracidae.